Molecule: messenger RNA, 1580 nt
Organism: Humulus lupulus (European hop)
Lineage: Eukaryota; Viridiplantae; Streptophyta; Magnoliopsida; Rosales; Cannabaceae
Product: RNA-directed DNA methylation 4
Exons: 10
Coding region: 190-1269 (359 amino acids)
Source: RefSeq, a predicted model, not a curated record
AAUAGUAAGAAACUGAAAAAUAGAUUGGGAGAAUUACUCUCUUCAAUUUCAGAAUGAUAAAGGUACUCUGAGUAAACAUCAGUGAGAACCUCUCCCUGUCAGCUGCUGCAGCAGCUACCUCGACGACGUCUCACCUCUUCGAGUCAACGGUUCCCAGCAGCCAGCCCUGGCUGGCUUUCACAAGGUUCAAUGGCGACGAUUGGCGAAAGCUCUUCGUCAUCGUCCAAAACCGCGGACGCCAAGCCGGUGAUCGUUAGGGUUAAGCGCAAAGCCUUUCAGUCUCCGCUCGAUGCUUUCUGGCUUGAGAUUAAUGAGAGGCCCCUGAAGCGUGCAUUGUUGGAUUUUGAGAAUCUAUCAAUCUCUGGUUCAUCUGGAAAAGUAGAGGAAUUUAAGAGUAAGAAGGUUUUGGUACGGCAUGUGGAGACAGUGAGCAACACUGAGGCCACCAUUGAUAUUGUACAGUUGUUUGUGGAACCAGAUUCUGCUGAUGCAGUUGGAUCGAAAACAAAGGGUGAGGAACGAAGACACAAUUUAAAGAAGGAGAAUAUACAAGAUCAGCUUUUGUUUAAAGCCAGGAAAACACAAGAGUCAGUUGCAAAAAAUGCUCGUUUUGAACAAAUAUGGAGGAGCAGAAAGGGAGCAAAAGAGGUUAUGCAUGGUAAACUACAUGAGAUGUGCCAUUUCUACGAUGUUGCCCGUGUAGAUGACGAGGAAAGAGCCAAUGAGAAGCGACAGCAGGAAGAAGCUUUAGAGGACCACAAGCUUAUGUGCAGUUAUUUGCCUCUACUGAGGGAGUUUAUCCCAAGUGCUGCUGAAGAAAUUGAAUCAGAGUUACAAUCCUACAAAGUUGGCAAAGAGGAUUAUGUGUAUGACUUUUAUACUAUAAACGAUGAGGUAGACAUGGCCACUGUAGAUGCUUCACACCCCUUUCCUCUGGUUCAAGUAGAUGAGGAGGAUUACUGUGAUGGGCCUGAUAAUUCAGAAUAUGGAAGCGAUGAUUCAAAUGAUGAAAAUAAUCCACUGAAUGAUUAUCCUGAUGAGAUAUCUGGAGAGGACGAGGAUGAGGAAGUGGAUAGUAAAGCCUCUGAUAAUGAAUCAGGAGAAGAAAGUGUUAGUGAUGAAUCUACAGAAUCCGAGCACACAGAAUUCAACGUCUCGCGUGGAGAUGAAGAACUGUUCUAUGAAGAUGAUUAUGAGUAUGAAGAAGGUGAAGGUGAUGAUUUUGUUGAUGAUGAUGACCAUGAUGUUGGUGGUCACGGCAAAGAUUGAUAUCUGGUUCCAUUAAAUAAGUCGACUCUAACUUUGUACUAGAAUUUAUGCUCUUUCCACCCUUCAAAAAUUGUAGUUAUCAUCAAACGCUUGUAAGUUUGAGGUUAGUAAUGCUCGGAACAUUUACACCUAACGAUUAAUUUUAACAACUUUUUCAAACAUAUAGUAGUUGAAACUAAUCACCCGAAAUGAGUUUUCUGUGUGUAAACUUGAAUAUCACUAGGAUUACUUUCAACUUUUGUACCUUUUAUUCUUUGUAACUAACUAUACUUCAAUUCAAUGAUAGCCAGACAUGAGAAAUGUAAAAUAAA